Solanum dulcamara is the source of this 2051-nucleotide messenger RNA. RefSeq lists its product as uncharacterized. The record is from RefSeq and is a predicted model, not a curated record. Bases 125 to 1645 code for a protein of 506 amino acids. Lineage: Eukaryota; Viridiplantae; Streptophyta; Magnoliopsida; Solanales; Solanaceae. The transcript has 8 exons.
CGAUUUUGAAAAUUUAACAGACGCGCCAUUGUAGUUUGUAGACAGAAAAUUUCAUUCUCAUAGCUUCUCUUUUCUCAUUUUUCAAACAUCAUUUUUGAAUUCUUCUUCUUAUUUCUCUUGCCAAAUGUCGAACAAGGUGUUGGAUUCUGUAGACUCACUGUCGAUUCCUUCUGAGCCUCUUCAUAUUGGAAAUUGGUUCUCGAGCUAUGCAUAUGAAUCGCCUGUUUUGAGUGGGAUUGAUGAUUUUCAAGAUUAUGAUGGUUCCAGAAAUAUUGAUUCUGGAUAUGGCAGAAAAGGAGCGAAAGAUGAUUCCUUGCAUUGUGGUGAGAAUGUUGCUUCACAAGAAGAUAUCGAACUUCCAAUUAAGGUUUGGAGAGCUUCAGAUAAUGUCUCAUUUUCUUCUGUGCUAUCAGAGCCUUUAGAUACCAAGGACUGUUUCUCAAGUUUUGUGCCUGAAACUUCCCUAUUGGAUGAUAGUGAUGAUACUAGAGUCCCUGAAUCAAUUGACAUUGGUUUCAAUGAGGAUACUAGCUCCAGAGGAUGCAAAGCAGACAGCAACAACAAGGAGCAAGAUAAUUCUGCUGAAAAUCAAACAAAUGGGAAAAGCCACAGUUUGUCUUCUGGUGUUGAUGUGGCUUCAAAGGACCUUGUGCAGUGUACAAAUUUUGUUGCAGAUAACAAAUGGGAUGUGGACUCUUCAGAUGACAUUUCACUUGCUUCAGUGCCUCCAGACAUCCGGAACUGGUUCUCUAGCUAUGUUUAUGAAUCUCCUAAAGAGGAUACUGUUCAAGAUUUCAUGCUUACCGAUCAUGAGAAAGAAUUAGAUGACAAAGUGUGUACAAAUUGGUAUAGUGGCAAUAGGGAACCUCAGAAUUUGAGGAGUUCAUUAGGAACUCCUUUUAUUCAUGAUGACAAGUACGAGCAUCAAACUGGCUCAAAGGAUCAGGAGGCUGAUGGGACAAAGAACACAAGAGUAUCCAAUGAAAUGUCUCAUGAAAGGAUUUCACAACAGACUCUAUAUCACAAGACAACGGAGAGUAGCAAAUGUGGUUCACCAAGAUACAUUGACAUGGUCUUCAAAGAGAGUGAUGGAGAACACUUGGAGACCAUUUUUCCUCAAGAAGCUAACUGCAAAGUAUCCUGUACCAACGAUCAUUCAAGCUGUGAAGGUGAAAAAUUAUAUAGACAUCCAAUCCACAGGAAGGAUUCUGCAGAGAACAGCUCGAAAUCUGAAGAUAGUGUUGAGCCUGCUGAUGAUGUGCAAUCUAAAAAUAGGAUGGAGAUGAGUGUGUUAAGGCAGAAGUUAUCCAAACGGAAAGCUGCAGAAAUCUCCGACAAAGAAAAUCACAUAAAUAACUUUGGAGAGAAUGGUUUUAUAUCAACCAGAAAGAGUAGGAAUAGCCGGGUGCAGAACAAAAGUCCUUUGCCAACGCCAGCUGCAGUUCAGUCUCCUUUAAGUGGAGUCACUGUUGCAUCAAAUUGCCACGAGCAUGGUUUGACUAGAAAGGUACUCACAGAAACAACCAACUUCCAUCCUAGUGCUUUGGAAACAACAGGAAAAUGGCAGUGCCCCCAGAGGACUAAGCCAAAUCUUGGUCCGCCUUUAAAACAGCUUCGACUAGAGAGAUGGGUUCGUCGUGCUUAAGUCUAGUACAUUCUUAUGAAGAGAAAAUGGAUAUCAAAAAUGGAAGAAUUCAAAAAAGGUUUUUGCAUGUUAGCUAGUGAAAGAUGUGAGAACAAGACUUGGCACAAUGACAGGGUUGCUCUUUCGGGAGUUGAGCUGUGGAAACAUUUUGCAGAAGUCUAAGAGCAAAGUUGCAUAUAGUGUACACUCCCCUUACCCUACACUAGGCAGGUAACACUACUUGCAGCAGGGUAAGGGCCAAAGGCCUUAGUUAAAAUGAAAAUGUCUAAGAUCCAAGGCUCUACCUCAGGCAGUGAGCUUGCUGUGAAGUUUGGUCUGUAUUAUUGAUGAAAAAUGUUUGAGGGUAAGAUGCAUGUAUCUGUAAACAGGUUGAUCUGUAGUGAGAGUUAACACCAUUACAUUUGCA